Syngnathoides biaculeatus (alligator pipefish) is the source of this 11055-nucleotide messenger RNA. It is a transcript of the gene triob, whose product is annotated as trio Rho guanine nucleotide exchange factor b. Gene Ontology annotation, biological process: protein phosphorylation; intracellular signal transduction. The record is from RefSeq and is a predicted model, not a curated record. Gene Ontology annotation, cellular component: cytoplasm. Lineage: Eukaryota; Metazoa; Chordata; Actinopteri; Syngnathiformes; Syngnathidae. Gene Ontology annotation, molecular function: protein kinase activity; protein binding; ATP binding.
GAUUUCUCGCUCGUCGUGUCAAAAUGGAGGAGGAGGUCUCUGGCUCAAUGAGGGGAGCGCCGAUUCGACGGUCGCUUCUGCUCCCGUGAACGCUUCCAGCUCGCCCGCGCGACGGGAGCCAACGCCGAACCGCUCGCUCCGCUUUGUGGAUAUAUAUUUUUUAUAUUUUAAUUUUUGUGUGUCGGGGAGGGGGGGGGGGGUGCAGCCAUGAGCGCGGCGGAGGGGCUGGACGAGGCUGCGAAGGACGCUCCAGACGUAGCGGCGUUUUUCAAAUCCGAUUUCUCUCUUCCAAAAUGUGACUCGAAACUGGAUGGACCUGGUCCGACCUCAGGCUUUCAUCGCAAUGAAGACAUGAAGGCCAUUGACGUGCUUCCCAUCCUCAAGGAGAAAGUGGCCUUUCUCUCAGGAGGCAGAGACAGACGAGGAGGUCCGGUUCUCACUUUCCCCGCACGGAGCAACCACGACAGAAUACGAGCGGAAGACCUGCGCAGGCUCGUCGCCUACCUGGCCACCAUCCCCAGCGAGGAGGUGGUCCGACAUGGCUUCACGGUCAUCGUGGACAUGCGCGGCUCCAAAUGGGACAGCAUCAAGCCGCUGCUGAAGAUCCUGCAGGACUCUUUCCCGUCCUGCAUCCACGUGGCCCUCAUCAUCAAGCCGGACAACUUCUGGCAGAAGCAGAGGACCAACUUCGGCAGCUCCAAGUUUGAGUUUGAGACGGUCAUGGUUUCGUUAGAGGGGCUGUCCAAAAUCGUGGACCCGUCGCAGCUGACGGCCGACUUCGACGGCAGUUUAGAGUACGACCACGAUGACUGGAUUGAGGUGCGGCUCUCGUUUGAGACCUUUGCCAGCGACGCGGCGCGAGCUUUGGCGCGCCUGGAGGAGCUGCAGGAAACCCUUUCCCAGCGAGAUCUCCCGCGGGACCUGGAAGGGGCUCGGCGGCUCAUGGAGGAACACGCGGCGCUGAAGAAACGGGCCACGAAGGCCUCCGUGGAAGAGUUGGACGCGCAGGGUCGCAGGCUGCUGCAGAGGCUGCAGUCCCAAACGGCGGGGAGCGGGGGCGCCGUCGAAAGCGUCUACGGGAACCGGAUCGGCGGCGCCGCCGGAGAGUCCAACGAUCACCACCGCGGCUUCUACGCGCACGCCGACGCUCACAACCUCGGCGCCAAAGUGACCGGUUUGUUGGAUAAGCUCCACGGAACGCGCCAGAACCUGCAGCAGUUGUGGCACAUGAGGAAGCUGAAACUGGACCAAUGUUUCCAGCUGCGUCUUUUUGAGCAGGAUGCGGAAAAGAUGUUCGACUGGAUCAUGCACAACAAGGGUCUUUUCCUGACCAGCUACACAGAAAUCGGGAACCACCAGCACGCCGUGGAACUGCAGACCCAGCACAACCACUUUGCAAUGAAUUGCAUGAACGUGUACGUGAACAUCAAUCGGAUCAUGUCGGUCGGGAACCGGCUCCUGGAAUCGGGCCACUACGCCUCCCAGCAGAUCCAGCAGAUCUCGGGCCAGUUGGAGCAGGAGUGGAAGGCCUUCGCUGCGGCGCUGGACGAGCGCAGCACGCUGCUCGAGAUGUCGGCCGGCUUCCACCAGAAAGCCGACCAGUACAUGAGCAAAGUGGAGCCGUGGUGCAAAGCCUGCGGCGAAGGGGAUUUGCCCUCGGAACUGCAAGACCUGGAAGACACAAUCCAUCGGCAUCAGGGCCUUUACGAGCACGUUACCACCGCCUACUCUGAGGUGAGCCAAGACGGGAAGUGUCUCUUGGACAAGCUCCAGCGACCUCUGACCCCGGGGAGCGCCGAUUCCUUGAUGGCCUCGGCGAACUACUCCAAGGCGGUGCACCACGUCCUGGACGUCAUCCACGAGGUGCUCCACCAUCAGAGGCAGCUGGAGAACAUCUGGCAACACCGCAAAGUCCGCCUUCACCAGCGUCUGCAGCUCUGCGUCUUCCAGCAGGACGUGCAGCAGGUGCUGGACUGGAUCGAAAACCACGGCGAGGCUUUCCUCAGUAAGCACACGGGCGUGGGCAAGUCCUUGCACAGAGCGCGAGCGCUGCAGAAGAGACACGAGGACUUUGAAGAGGUUGCACAGAACACGUACACGAACGCUGACAAGCUGCUGGAGGCAGCGGAGCAGUUGGCUCAGACGGGAGAAUGCGACCCGGAGGAGAUUUACCAGGCCGCCCACCAGCUGGAAGAUCGCAUCCAGGACUUCGUGCGGCGUGUGGAACAGCGCAAGGUCCUGCUGGACAUGUCCGUUUCCUUCCACACGCACGUCAAAGAGCUGUGGACGUGGCUGGAGGAGCUUCAGAAGGAACUGCUGGAUGACGUCUACGCCGAGUCCGUCGAGGCGGUGCAAGAUUUGAUCAAGCGUUUCGGUCAGCAGCAGCAGACCACCCUGCAGGCGACCGUCAACGUCAUCAAGGAAGGCGAAGACCUCAUUCAGCAGCUCAGGGAUUCUGCCAUCUCGAGCAACAAGACCCCGCACAACAGCUCCAUGGCCCACAUCGAGAGCGUCCUGCAGCAGCUGGACGAGGCCCAGGGCCAGAUGGAGGAACUUUUCCAGGAGAGGAAGAUCAAACUGGAACUCUUUCUGCAGCUGCGCAUCUUUGAGAGGGAUGCCAUCGACAUCAUCUCUGACCUGGAGUCAUGGAACGAGGAAGUGAGCCAGCAGAUGAGCGACUUCGACACGGAGGACCUGACGCUGGCCGAGCAGAGGCUUCAGCAUCACGCCGACAAGGCCCUCACCAUGAACAACCUCACCUUCGACGUCAUCCACCAAGGCCAGGAGCUGCUGCAGUGCGUCACCGAGGUCCAGGCCUCAGGCGUGGAGCUGCUGUGCGACCGAGACGUGGACAUGGCCACGCGCGUUCAGGACCUCCUGGAGUUUCUCCACGAGAAGCAGCAGGAGCUGGACCUGGCGGCCGAGCAGCACCGGCGCCAUUUGGAGCAGUGCGUCCAGUUGAGGCACCUUCAGGCGGAGGUCAAGCAGGUCCUGGGUUGGAUCCGGAACGGCGAGUCCAUGUUGAACGCCGGGCUGAUCACGGCCAGCUCGUUGCAAGAGGCCGAGCAGUUGCAGAAGGAACACGAACAGUUUCAACAUGCGAUUGAGAAAACCCACCAGAGCGCACUUCAGGUGCAGCAGAAGGCCGAGGGUCUGCUCCAGUCCAACCACUACGACAUGGACAUGAUCCGAGACUGCGCAGAGAAGGUGGCGGACCACUGGCAGCAGCUGAUGCUGAAGAUGGAGGACAGACUCAAGCUGGUCAAUGCUUCCGUGGCCUUCUAUAAGACCUCGGAACAGGUGUGCAGCGUCUUGGAGAGCCUGGAGCAGGAGUACAAGAGAGAAGAGGACUGGUGCGGCGGCGCCGAUAAACUGGGCCCCAACAGCGAGUCGGAUCACGUCACGCCCAUGGUCAGCAAACACCUGGAGCAGAAAGAGGCUUUCCUUAAGGCCUGCACGCUGGCCAGACGCAAUGCCGACGUCUUCCUCAAGUACCUGCACAGGAACAGCGUCAACAUGCCCGGAAUGUUGUCCCACGUCAAAGCUCCCGAGACUCAGGUUAAAAACAUCUUGAACGAGUUGCUGCAGAGAGAGAACAGGGUUCUCCACUUCUGGACCAUGCGGAAGCGCCGUCUGGAUCAGUGCCAGCAAUACGUGGUCUUCGAACGCAGCGCCAAGCAGGCCCUGGAGUGGAUCCACGACACGGGCGACUUCUACCUGUCCACGCACACGUCCACCGGCUCCAGCAUUCACCACACGCAGGAGCUUCUGAAGGAGCACGAAGACUUCCAGAUCACGGCCAAGCAAACCAAAGAGCGUGUAAAGCUGUUGAUCCAGCUGGCCGACGGUUUUUGUGACAAGGGCCACGCCCACGCCCUGGAGAUAAAGAAAUGGGUGUCCUCGGUGGACAAGCGCUACCGGGACUUUUCUCUCCGUAUGGACAAAUACAGGACCUGCCUGGAAUCGGCGCUUGGCAUUCCCUCCGACUCCAACAAGGCAAGUAAAGAGCUUCAACUGGACAUCAUUCCAGCGAGCGCUCCGGGUUCAGAGGUCAAGUUGAGGGAUGCCGCUCAUGAGCUCAAUGAGGAAAAGAGGAAGUCCGCCAGGAGGAAAGAAUUCAUAAUGGCCGAGCUGAUCCAGACAGAGAAAGCCUACGUCCGGGACCUGCGUGAGUGCAUGGACACUUAUCUCUGGGAGAUGACCAGCGGCGUGGAGGAGAUUCCGCCAGGCAUCGUCAACAAGGAGCACAUCAUCUUCGGGAACAUGCAGGACCUCUACGAGUUCCACCACAACAUUUUCUUGAAGGAGUUGGAGAAAUAUGAGCAGCUUCCGGAGGACGUUGGUCACUGCUUUGUUACUUGGGCCGACAAAUUCCAGAUGUACGUGAACUACUGUAAGAACAAGCCGGACUCCACGCAGCUCAUCUUGGAGCACGCCGGACCAUAUUUCGAUGAAAUCCAGCAAAGGCAUCGUCUUGCCAAUUCAAUCUCGUCUUACUUGAUCAAACCAGUCCAAAGAAUUACAAAGUACCAACUGCUUCUUAAGGAGCUCUUGACAUGCUGUGAGGAAGGAAAAGGAGAGCUCAAAGACGGUCUCGAGGUGAUGUUGAGUGUCCCAAAAAGAGCCAAUGACGCCAUGCACUUGUCUAUGCUGGACGGCUUCGACGGGAACAUCGACUCCCAAGGAGAGCUGAUUCUUCAGGAUUCCUUCCAAGUUUGGGAUCCCAAGACGUUGAUCCGGAAGGGGCGUGACCGCCACCUUUUCCUCUUCGAGAUGUCGCUGGUUUUCAGUAAGGAAGUGAAAGACUCAAACGGACGCAGCAAAUACCUUUACAAGAGCAAGUUGUUUACGUCGGAGCUGGGGGUGACGGAGCACGUGGAGGGGGAUCCUUGUAAGUUCGCCCUCUGGGUGGGCAGAACCCCGACCUCGGACAACAAGAUCGUGCUCAAGGCCUCCAGCAUCGAAAACAAGCAGGACUGGAUCAAGCGCAUUCGCGAGGUCAUUCAGGAGCGAACGGUCCACCUGCGCGGCGCCCUGAAGGAGCCCAUUCACAUCCCCAAAGCCACCGCCGCCAAGCAGAAAGGCAGACGAGAAGGCGAAGAGCUCGACAGCCAAGGAGAUGCCAGCAGCCAACCGGACACCAUCUCCAUCGCGUCCAGGACGUCCCAGAACACGCUGGACAGCGACAAGCUGUCGGGCGGCUGCGAGCUGACGGUGGUCAUCCACGACUUCGUCGGCGGCAACGGCGGCGGGGAGCUGACGGUGCGACGGGGUCAGACGGUCGAGGUUCUGGAGCGGCUCCACGACAAGCCCGACUGGUGCCUGGUCCGGACCACGGACCGCAGUCCGGCCCAGGAGGGCGUGGUCCCCUGCUCCAUGCUGUGCAUCGCCCACUCCCGCUCGUCCAUGGAGAUGGAGGGGCUCUUCAACCACAAAGACACCUUGUCCGUAUCCAGUAACGACGGCCUGCAGCCGGGUUCCAGCCAAACUUUGGGGCCCCACAGCUCGCCGGGCCCCAAGCGGCCGGGGAACACCUUAAGGAAGUGGCUGACCAGCCCCGUUCGGCGACUCAGCUCCGGCAAGGCGGACGGCCACGUCAAGAAGUUGGCGCACAAGCACAAAAAGAACCGCGAAGGCCCGCGGAAGAACCUGGACGCGAUGCAAGGCCCUCAGAAGGACUCGGACGACAGCGCCGCCACCCCGCAGGACGAGACGCUGGAGGAGCGCAUGCGUAACGAGGGACUGAGCAGCGGCACGCUCUCCAAGUCGUCUUCGUCGGGUAUGCAGAGCUGCGGAGAGGAGGAAGGCGAGGAGGGCGCCGACGCGGUCCCUCUGCCCCCGCCGAUGCCCAUCCAGCAGCACAGCCUGCUGCAGCCCGACGCCCAGGACGACAAGUCCGCGUCCCGACUGUCCGCUCGGCCCGGCAGCUCCGAGACGCCCAGUGCCGCCGAACUGGUCAGUGCCAUCGAGGAGCUGGUCAAAAGCAAGAUGUCACUCGAGGAUCGUCCCAGUUCUCUGUCGGUGGAGCAAGGCGACAGCAGCUCUCCUUCGUUCAACCCCUCCGACAAUUCCCUCCUGUCGUCCUCGUCGCCCAUGGAGGAGCUGGACGAGCGCAAGUCCGGCUUCCUCAAGAGAAGGCAUUACGUCCUUCUGGAGUUGGUGGAGACCGAACGGGAUUACGUGCGAGACUUGGGAUCAGUUGUCGAGGGUUACAUGAGCAGAAUGAAAGAGGAAGGCGUUCCAGAUGACAUGAGGGGAAAAGACAAGAUUGUCUUUGGAAACAUCCAUCAGAUCUACGACUGGCACAAAGACUUUUUCUUGGGAGAGAUUGAAAAAUGUUUGGAGGAUCCUGACAGACUCGCGUCGUUAUUUGUCAAACAGGAGCGCCGGUUUCACAUGUACAUCGUGUACUGCCAAAACAAGCCCAAAUCGGAGCACAUUGUGUCAGAGUACAUUGAGACUUACUUUGAAGAACUCAAGCAGCGACUGGGCCACCGGUUGCAGCUCACGGAUCUGCUUAUCAAACCUGUCCAGCGCAUCAUGAAGUACCAGCUCCUGCUGAAGGAUCUUCUCAAAGUUUCAAAGAAAGCUGGAGUGGAUUCCUCGGAGCUGGAGAAAGCUGUGGAGGCGAUGUGCAUCGUCCCAAAGCGCUGCAACGACAUGAUGAAUGUUGGCCGCCUUCAAGGCUUCGACGGUAAAAUUGUAGCACAGGGCAGGUUGCUCCUGCAAGACACGUUCCUGGUUUCGGACCAGGAUGGGGGCCUUUUGUCGAGAAUGAAAGAGAGGAGAGUCUUCCUUUUUGAGCAGAUUGUUAUAUUCAGUGAACCCUUGGACAAGAAAAAGGGCUUCUCUACUCCUGGCUACCUCUUCAAGAACAGCAUUAAGGUUAGCUGGCUGGGUCUGGAAGAAAACGCCGAGGACCCCAGCAAAUUCACGCUAACCUCCAGAUCGUCCAGCGGCAACGUGGACAGGUACACCCUCCACUCCACGAGCCCCGGAAUCAGUCAAAUCUGGCUCCACCAGGUCAGCCAGAUUCUGGAAAACCAGCGCAAUUUCCUCAAUGCUCUGACGUCCCCCAUAGAGUACCAGAGGAACCACGUGGGCGGCAGUGGGCCCGCGGGUCCACCCAAUAGUAGCAGUGCCGGAGGCCUUCCGGGAGGCAGCACGGCCACCGGCACCUCCGGCCUAGGAGGCGGCGGCGGGGGUGGCUCCGGAGGAUCGGGAGGCAACUCCUCUUCUCUUUGUGGGCCGCGCUCCAGACCCUCAAGAAUUCCCCAGCCUUCCUCACGCCUACCCCAGCCUGUCCAUCACCACCACCACCCAGGUCCCGAAGGGCCUGACAGAUCAGCAGGUACGUGGUCACCCUGCCAGCCGCAGUCCCAGCCGUCUAGCCUGUAUUCAGACACCGCCUCAAACGGCAAGCUGAUCAGUUCUGAGGUCCACAAGAUGGAAGCGCUGGAUUGUAGCGACGGAGGCAACUGUAACAACAGCAGCAGACCCUCGAGCACCUCAGAAAGAGAUGCCAGACUGGCUCCCGGAGCUCGUGAAGAAAGCCCAAAACCUCGGCCGGCGGCUAUCCCGCAAAUGGCCGUGGCUCCUCUGCAUUUGGCCCUCAAGAACCCUCGAAUCAGAACAGUCUCACCUCUGGUUUCACCGCAGUCCCCCGCAGGCGUAAAGGACGCUUUUGUCCCCACCGGCCAGUCCCACAAAGGCAACCCUUUCUGGGCCACGGUCCCGUCAGUGCCUCCUUCCCCCACGAGCCGACCGAGUUCCUGCGUCGGCGACGGUCUCGGUGGAGGGGAAUCGCUGGGCAGGGGAAGCCACGGGACGGCCUCUCAUCGCCGCCAUUCCACCCACAGUAAGGAUUUAGACCGCGUGAGCACGUGCUCCUCCGCCAGCGAGCAGUCCGUACACUCCGCCCACAGCAACGGGAGUGAAAGCAGUAGCAGCAGCAGCAGCAGCAGCAGCAGCGUGUCCACCAUGUUAGUGACCCAAGACUACGCGGCGGUGAAGGAGGACGAGAUCAGCGUGGCUCAGGGUGAGGUGGUCCAAAUACUAGCCAGCAACCAGCAAAAUAUGUUCCUGGUGUACCGGGCCGCCAACGAGCACUGCCCGGCGGCCGAGGGGUGGAUCCCCGGCUUCGUAUUGGGACACACUUCAUCCUCCACGACGCCCGAUUUCCCAGACGGAACCGUCAAAAAAUCCCUCUCGUGGCACACUGCACUUCGUAUCCGCCGCAAGUCCGAGAAAAGAGACAAGGACGGUAGGAAAUUGGAGAACGGCUACCGCAAAUCGCAGGACAACCUGGCCGGCAAAGUCUCCGGCAAGCUUGUGAAUCCCAACUUCAUCAGUGAUGCUCCCCCGGAGUUCCUCGUCCCGCUCGGCGACGUGGCGUGCGAGAGCGGCGACAGCGUUACUCUCAGGUGCAAAGUGAGCGGCCGACCGCGAGCCGCCGUCACCUGGCGAGGGCCCGACGGCGACGCGCUCAGCAACGGCGGACGGCACGGCAUCGCCUACAGCGAGACAGGCGAGGCAACUCUGUGCAUCCUCGGGGCGACCGUGGAGGACAACGGAGAGUACACGUGCGUCGCCGCGAACCCGUCCGGUUCCGUCAGCUCCUCGGCCGGCCUCAGAGUCUCAGGAAGCCCGGAUGAUAGCAACAAUGCAAUUUGGAAACGCGGUUUUGAGUCCCACUACACUGACAUUUCUGAACUUGGAAGAGGCCGCUUCUCAGUGACCAAGCGCUGCGACCAGCGAGGCAGCAAAUGGACCGUGGCGGCCAAGCACGUCAACAAGAAGCUGCUGCGUCGGGAGCAGGUUCUGCAGGAGGUCAAACUCCUGCAGACGGUGGAUCAUCCCAACCUGGUCCGCUUCCUGGACACGUACGAGACGGCCAGCAGCUACGUUCUGAUUCUAGAGAUGGCAGACCAAGGUCGAUUCCUGGACUACAUCGUGAGCUGGGGCAACCUGACGGAGGAGAAAGUGGCCCUGUACCUCCGAGACAUUCUGGAAGCGCUCCAGUACCUGCACGGCUGGAGGAUCGCGCACCUGGACCUGAAACCUGAGAACAUCGUGGUGGAGCAGGUGUCCUCGCAGCCCGUGGUCAAGCUGACGGACUUUGGUGACGCGGUUCAGCUCAACCCCCCGUCCUGCUACAUCCACCCUCUUCUGGGCAGCCCGGAGUUCUCGGCCCCCGAGCUCGUCCUGGGGCGGCCCGCCUCUCUGAUGUCCGACAUGUGGAGCUUGGGUGUGUUGACCUACGUGGUCCUCAGCGGCGCGUCGCCCUUCCUGGACGAGAGCCUGGAGGAGACGUGUCUGAACAUCUGCCGGCUGGAUUUCAGCUUCCCCGAGGACUACUUCGACGGCGUGAGCGUGGCCGCCCGCGACUUCGUGCGGCCGCUGCUGCGGGGCGAGCCCGAGCGCCGGCCCUCGGCGACCGCCUGCCUGCGCGAGCCCUGGCUCCGCCUCCCGGGCGCGGCCGAGGGCGACGGGCGAUACGCCGCGCGGCUCCCGCCGGGCCAGGGCCGCCCCUCGCGCCUGGACACGUCCCGGCUCAUUUCGUUCAUCGAGAGGCGCAAGCACCAGAACGACGUCCGGCCCGUCGGGACCUUGAAGGCGUUUCUGCGCAGCCGGCUGCUCAACCGCGUGUGAGGGGAAGGACGAGGUUUUAUGCCGUUCUCUGCUGAAUUUUCCACACCGAUGCCGCGUCCCCCACGUCCAAACCCCUCGCCCUCCUCCCGCCCAUCCAUAGCCCCCCCCCCCCCCCCCAGUGUCCUGCUUCUGCUGCUGCUCGCUGCUGACUUGACUGAAUGAUGACUCCGCCCCUUCCCCCCCCCACACACACCCACCCCUCCCUCACCUCGGCGUACGGCGUUUUUAUGCCCGCGCAACACACAAAACGGACUUCCAAGCCCGACUUCGCGACGAGAGAAGCGAGCCUUCCUCUCCUCGCGAGAGUCGUACCGUAUUACCAAAAGGAAACGGAGUACUGCGAAUAGUCGCUGCGUGUCGGGCUGCUUUUAGUUGACCACAGAAGAAGCCUUUUUCUUUGUAAAAAGAGAUGACCUUUUUGUAAGCGAAACUGUACAGUUGGGCAACAAAAUACAUUUGCAACUUUUGAGGGAAAGCCGCGUUCCUGCCGUCGUCUGAAGGAGGAGACGCAAAAAAGAUGCGAGAGCGAGGUGGUCCCCGUCGUCACGGCGACGCGCGAAGGAAGCCCCGAGGGCGUCUUCCGUCUGCGGCCGCUUUGGGCUCCUCUCGCCGACGUGGCGAAAUGAAAAUGAACUUUCAAGGCGACGCUUCUUAGAUGGCCGCCUUAUCUGUAAAUAAAUUGGUCUCGCUUUUUCAUUCGUCUCUUUUCUUUUUUUGAGAAAGAAUCUGUUGCCACCGAACAAGGUCGCUCAUUUCGUUCGCAGCGUAUGAACAAAUUUGGAUAAUGCGCUCGUUUUGCGUCACUUUUCACGUGCGGCGUUGCAGCUUGAACAUUUAUGCAACUAUUUAUGACGACUUGUGUUGUAGCGCUAGAACAAAAUAACGGCAUGUACGUGACUGGUACUGCGAUAGACGUCUGUAUUGUGUUAACUCUUUUUGUAUUAAGUUCAGCACUAAAAUAUCUGCGCAAUGAGGAGCUUCGGCAACAAUGUAAAACGUGUAUCUAUUUUUCAAAAAUGGCACUUGGGCUUUUUUUUUUUUUUGUCAUUGUUUCCUUCCGUAAUAAUACCAAAGUUUUGCCGUUUGUUUUCCUGUAUUCCAAUUUUUUUUUUCCGUGUUAACUUAUAGAGAGCACAGUGAACCCAGAUAUUCAAAGAGUUUACAUGACUGACCUUUUUAUUUAUUAUUUCAGGAGAACGUUUGGUGAUUUUUAAAUGGCCGAUUUCCGGCCGGACUUCACUUUGCCGGCUUUUGUGUUUGCAUCCUCCAGCGUUGCGGCGCCGGCUUAGCGUGUGCCGCUUCGUCCGUUUCGGAGACGACGACGUUUCUUUUUUCUUUUAUGUGAGCGGUCGAGAAACGCUUGCUAACAUUUGGUGGCUCGAGAAAAAAAAAACGUUCUACUUU